Messenger RNA from Funneliformis geosporum, 150 nucleotides. The record is from the annotation of a GenBank genome assembly. NCBI's taxonomy places the organism in Eukaryota, Fungi, Glomeromycota, Glomeromycetes, Glomerales, Glomeraceae.
AUGUCUGAUAUAGGACAGGAGAUCAUCGAUUUUCAUUCUCACGGUGAUAGAAACUAUUGUGACGAUAGUAUUGAAAACCCUGGAAUUCGAAUGCAAGAUGCAAUUUCUCAUUAUAUCCAUCCAAGUGACAUCAUUCAAACUUCUUCAUGA